CCAAACGUCGUGCAACGCCGACAAGAAUUUCUCGGCCCGAAACAGCGAGGUCUCCUGCUUGCCUCUCUCCUCCUCGUCUUCGGCGGCGGCGAUGCUCUCCGGCGACGUCCCCCCGAACCAGACCAUUUAUCUCAGGAACCUCAACGAGAAGAUCAAGAAAGAAGAGUUGAAGAGGUCACUCUAUGCGUUGUGCUCUCAGUAUGGAAGGAUACUUGAUGUUGUGGCCUUAAAAACUCCUAAAUUGAGGGGGCAAGCAUGGGUAGCAUUCAGCGAAAUUACAGCUGCUACCAAUGCUUUCCGGGGCCUGCAGGACUUCGAUUUUUACGGCAAAAGAAUGCGAGUACAAUAUGCAAAAACAAUGUCUGACUGUUUUGCAAAAGCAGACGGUUCUUAUGCUCCUAAGGAGAAAAGGAAGAAACAAGAGGAGAAAGCUGCUGAGAAAAAACGACGAACUGAAGAUGCACAACAACCCGGCCCAAAUGCUCCUGUUGCCCCAAGCAAUGUAACCGGUUAUCAAGCUUCUCGUUUUGGCAAGGCUCCACAAGAGCCACCUGCUCCACCGAACAAAAUCCUUUUCAUCCAGAACUUGCCAGACCAGACCACAAGCAUGAUGCUCCAGCUCCUGUUCCGGCAGUACCCUGGUUUCUGGGAAGUCCGGAUGAUCGAAGCCAAGCCAGGCAUUGCCUUUGUGGAGUUCGAGGACGAGAGCCAGUCCAUGGUUGCAAUGCAAGCCCUACAGGGUUUCAAGAUCAGCCCAGAGAACCCAAUGGCUAUAUCAUACGCGAAAAAGUGAACUAUCCAUGGGAUUCCCAAACCGGCCAAAAACAAUGUAACCACAAGAUUUUCGGCCCUAAGCUUUCAAGCUCCUGUAUUAGCUUUCUAACCCUGUGUUUGUGGGAAGUAACUUGCUUAUUUAAGAAGUCAAAGUUUUUGCUACUUUAAAUCAGGUUUGGCCCUUGGUCUUUAUGCGAACCCUGCCUUUUGUUC
Brachypodium distachyon (stiff brome) is the source of this 987-nucleotide messenger RNA. Its product is annotated as U2 small nuclear ribonucleoprotein B''. The transcript is spliced from 5 exons. Gene Ontology annotation, cellular component: U2 snRNP. NCBI's taxonomy places the organism in Eukaryota, Viridiplantae, Streptophyta, Magnoliopsida, Poales, Poaceae. The record is from RefSeq and is a predicted model, not a curated record. Gene Ontology annotation, molecular function: RNA binding. The coding region runs from base 92 to 793 and encodes 233 amino acids. Gene Ontology annotation, biological process: mRNA splicing, via spliceosome.